Molossus molossus (Pallas's mastiff bat) is the source of this 1482-nucleotide messenger RNA. It is a transcript of the gene CAAP1, whose product is annotated as caspase activity and apoptosis inhibitor 1. Lineage: Eukaryota; Metazoa; Chordata; Mammalia; Chiroptera; Molossidae. The transcript is spliced from 7 exons. The record is from RefSeq and is a predicted model, not a curated record. The coding region runs from base 34 to 1098 and encodes 354 amino acids.
GGGCUUCCUCCCGAUGGUUACAGCUGAAGGAUCAUGACGGGGAAGAAAUCUUCCCGGGAGAAGCGGCGCAAAAGAAACGGUCAGGAGGCGGCCGCGGCAGUCGCGGCGCCGGACCUGGCCCCUACCCUCGCCAGCAGCGGCAGUGGAAGCACCAGCGGCUGCGGGAGCACCAGCGGCUGCGGGAACAUCACCUGCUGCGGGAGCACCAGCUUCUCUGGAAGUGUCGCUGGCGCUGGGAGCGGCGUGGAGCGCAGCGAGCGCCGGAAGCGGAGGAGCACCGACUCCUCUUGCAGCGUCUCGGGCUCCGGGCAACAGGAAACCAAGUAUCUUUUACCAACUUUGGAAAAAGAAUUAUUCUUGGCAGAGCACAGUGACCUUGAAGAAGGUGGUCUAGACCUAACUGUGUCAUUAAAACCAGUUAGUUUCUAUAUAUCAGACAAAAAAGAAAUGCUUCAGCAGUGUUUCUGUAUCAUAGGAGAGAAGAAGUUGCAGAAAAUGCUUCCCGAUGUGUUAAAGAACUGUUCAAUAGAAGAAAUUAAAAAACUAUGCCAAGAACAGUUAGAGCUCCUGUCUGAAAAAAACAUCUUGAAGAUUCUUGAGGGUGACAAUGGCGGGGACUCGGAUAUGGAAGAGGAGGCAGAUGAUGGCUCUAAGAAGGCAUCGGAUGUAGUCAGUCAACAAGACAUCUGUAUAGAUUCUUCUUCAUCCCUGAGAGAGAACAAGCAACCUGAAGGUUUGGAAUUAAAGCAAGGCAAAGGGGAAGAUAGUGAUGUACUCAGUAUAAAUGCAGAUGCUUAUGACAGCGACAUAGAAGGCCCAUGCAACGAAGAAGCAGCUGCUCCUGAGGUCCCAGAAAAUACAGUCCAGAGUGAAGCUGGUCAGAUAGAUGACCUGGAGAAAGACAUUGAGAAAAGUGUGAAUGAGAUUCUGGGACUGGCAGAGUCUAGCCCACAGGAACCCAAAGCAGCUACCCUCACUGUUCCUCCAGCAGAAGAUGUUCAGCCUUCUGCACAACAGCUGGAGCUGCUGGAACUUGAGAUGAGGGCAAGAGCCAUUAAAGCCCUGAUGAAAGCUGGUGAUAUAAAAAAGCCAGCCUAGUUAUUUAACCUGAACCUGAAUUUUAGAGGCUUGUGUCGUGCGGAAAGCUGCUCUUAGGCUGGCAAACAUGAAUGUGAUUUAAAUAGCGAGUUCUUGUAGUAAACUGCCUCAAGAUUAAAAGCAUUGAUUAUGGUAAAAUUUUUCUAUCUCAACUUAAACUAAAAGUUAAUAAAGUACUGCAGAAUAAACUUUCAUGCUGCUUACUAAUUUUAAAAUGCAGAUGACGUACGUGAUUAAACACGAGAGGAGAAAAGGCCCGAGUUCCUUGUGGCUGGUCAAAGCACCGCCUUCACGGAGCUCUGUCUGCUCUGUGCAGCCGGCGGGGGCUUUAGAGGACAUUUGACUGGAGUUAGUGUGUGUGAGGUGGAGUGAGCUGAACAAAUC